Molecule: messenger RNA, 2588 nt
Organism: Amphibalanus amphitrite
Lineage: Eukaryota; Metazoa; Arthropoda; Thecostraca; Balanomorpha; Balanidae
Product: proline-rich extensin-like protein EPR1
Exons: 3
Coding region: 55-1563 (502 amino acids)
Cellular component (GO): extracellular matrix
Source: RefSeq, a predicted model, not a curated record
AUAAAAACGAAAGUGUCGCCGGAUUGCCGACCAGUUGCGCGUCGGACGGUCAGAAUGGCGUGGAUCCAGGUACUAUUGUUGGCGGCGGCGGCGCUGGCGGCGCCCGAGCCGCAGAAGGGCUACAGUUACCCGGUGCCGGACAACGGCCUGUACCUGCCGCCCCCGCCUGACAAGGGCGGUCCGGUCAACCCGGGCGGCUCGAACCCGGGCGGCUCCAUCAUCGACAUCGGCAUCGAGCUGCCGGCGGCCACCACUACCACCCCGCGGCCGGUCACCACCCGGAGGCCCGUCACCACGCGGAGGCCCAUCACCACUCGACGACCCGUCACCACCAGACGACCGGUUACCACUCGGCGACCGAUCACCACGCGGAGGCCCAUCACCACUCGGAGGCCUGUGGUUACUACCGCCCGGCCGGUCAUCACCCGCCGGCCCGUCACCACCCGGCGGCCUGUGCCCAGCCGACGCCCAGUGACCACUCGUGAGCCGUACCGUCCACCGGCCACCCGCGCCCCGGCGACCACCAGGAGACCUUUCACCACCCGCAGGCCGGUGGUGACCCGGCCACCUGUCACCACCAGGAGACCCGUGUUCACCACUCCCGAGCCGUACCAGCCGCCUUCGACCCGCCGUCCUGUCGUCACCCGGCCCCCCGUGACCCGGCCCCCUGUGACCCGGCCUCCGGUCACUCGUCCCCCCGUGACUCGUCCCCCUGUGACCCGGCGCCCUGUAACCCGUCCCCCUGUCACUCGUCCCCCAGUAACCCGUCCUCCCUUCACCCGUCCCCCUGCUACCCGCCGUCCGACCCCCACCCGUCGCCCGAUCCCCAGCCGCCGUCCGGUGACCACCCCGGCCCCCGCCUACAUCCCCCCUAACCCCCUGAUUCCGGACGGCUCCGGCCCUGACGGAGGCCGUGUGCCGUUCCCCACCACCGGCGCUCCCCUGGUCACCACGCGCCGUCCGAUCCCGACCCGGCGACCCAUCACCACCAGGAGGCCUGUCAUCACCACACAGAGACCGGUGGUCACCACGCGGCGUCCGGUCCCCACGAGAAGACCCGUGAUCACCACACAGCGUCCCAUCCCGACCAGGAGGCCCGUGAUCACGACCCAGAGGCCUGUGAUCACCACCCGCCGCCCUAUUCCCACCAGGAGGCCGGUGGUUACCACCAGGCGUCCCGUGGUUACCACCAGGCGUCCGGUGGUUACUACCAGGCGUCCUGUUCCGACCAGGAGGCCGGUGGUUACCACCCAGCGUCCGGUGAUAACCACGCGCCGACCGGCGGUUACCACCAGGAGGCCCGCCAUCACCACUGGCCGGCCGGCGGCCACCACUGUCUCUCCGGGAACAGGAACGACGAUGAUGCACAUGUCUCGUCCGUACGAGUUUGGCUACGACGUCGACGACUCAGACACCGACAACGCCUUCAGCCAGAAGGAGACCAGCGACGGCAUGGUCAUCACGGGAGAGUACCGCUGGAAGAUGCCCGACGGCCGCACCCAGAUCGUCACCUACCUGGCAGACUGGGCCAAGGGAUAUUACGCCGACAUCCGCUACGAGUAGGCGCUGGCCGCGACCCAGCGGUGACCUAUAGGUGAUAUUCUCGCGCGUUGCCCCGUUGGUGUCUGGUGGGUGGUCAUGGCGAGAUUGCCUGUGAGGUAUCCAGGGGACCUGAAGUGGGUUGGGGGUUUGUAGGAUGCCCCAGGCAAUCUCUCCGGACCCUUCCAACCUAUAAGCGAACACUACUGGUGGGCCUCAAAGGGCGCGGCACUGUCGGUAGCGGUCUCCUGGGCGACUUGCUGCAGCAACUUGCACACCUAGACUUGCUGGUCGGUAGGCACUGUGUCUCGGGACACACUUCGGAAGUCGGGUGCUUUGCGAGACGCUCGCGGCAUCCCCGGACGCGAGGCGAAGUACCUGUCGACAAGACGCCAGGCGACGGGCAGCGAUGGUAGCGGCGGAAGGGGCGCGUCGGCGCGGCGGAAUCGCCCCGCUACUCGCCGCGAUUUCUGUGAUACCAGCCGUGGCCCGGGUCGGCGCAUCGACGACCCGAGAUCCCCUGGUAUUUGCGCAUGUGCACGGCUCCAUAGCGGUGCCACAUUGUUGAGUUGUGGGAGCGAGUGUGAGCUGAGAGAGCCGAAUUGUUAGGAAACGUGUGUGGUGCGAUGUCUUGUGGGAAGCGUGUGUCUUGUGGGAUGACCAGAAAGUCUGGGAGAGAGACCGAUUACAGGCUUGUCAAGUAAAAUUGCAUGAAAUUGAGCGAAUAUUUCGUCUUGAGUGCAGAAUCUCUGGAUGCAUCGGAUACUUGUAAAUGAAGAGUCGUGAGAAAUGGCAGGUGCGAGUUGAAACGGAAUGGAUUGCGUGUUUCCUGCGUCAAGGACCGCUUUGGUGGUCUUUUAUUUCUGAGCAGAGAUGAACAAUGUAGCAACUUCGGACAUGAAUCAUGCGUCUUCAUUUGCCUGUCAGCGUCGUUGUUGGUCCAGACUCACUCGGAAGGUGUUCUGUUCUUUAGCUUAUGCCUUUCUUUUAGUGUUCAUUGACGUGUCCUUUAAUAAAUACUACAUACAGCUGGUUUGUAGGAACUCAAA